AUGGCUCCAAUUUUAUUUGGUACACCUCCUCACCAAGUCGCCUCGAACGCGGAGCUUACACCGUUCAUUAUCGAUGUUCCAGACGCCGAGAUCAACAGAUUGCAGAUACUACUGGAAAACUCACCAAUCGCACCUCCCAAUCGAGCAAACUCUCGCGAAGAUGGAUCCCUUGGCAUUCCAAGGAAAUCGCUUGUAGCAUUGAUAGAGUCUUGGAAGGGUUAUGACUGGAGGAAGUGGGAAUCAACACUCAACUCAUUUCCACAGUACAAGAUCACCAUCGCUGAUGAUGACUCGAGACGUUACCAAAUCCACUUCUUCGCUCUGUUCUCUUCGAAUCCAGCAGCAGUUCCUAUACUGUUACUCCACGGCUGGCCUGGCUCCGUCGUCGAGUUUUUGCCAUUGCUCCUCAGUUUACGUUCUCGAUAUGCUAAUUCCGGACCAGCAUCCUUGCCUUAUCAUCUCAUAAUACCACAUUAUAUUGGGUACGGUUUCUCUGAUCCGCCACCUAUUGAUAAGGACUUCACGCACGUUGACAAUGCCCGUCUGAUGUCAAAGAUGAUGCACACCCUGGGAUUUGCUGAGUCUGGCUAUGUUGUCCAAGGCGGAGAUCUAGGGUCAGCAACAGCACUAGUUGUUGCAAGUAAUGAUCCGGCCUGCAAGUUGGUCCACGUCAAUCUUUUAAAUAUACCACCUCCACCUGGUCUGGAUGUUGAAGCGGACAUCAAAGCGGGCAGGUAUACACCUGAUGAGACACAAUCUCUCAUUGACACGAUGGAUUUUCUCAAAAGGAAAGCUGCCUUUAUUCAAUUCGAUGGCACGCGGCCGGCCUUGGCGGGCUUCUUGGUUGCUUGCAGCCCUGUGGGAUUACUAGCCUGGAUUGGCGAGAAGAUGAUUACCUGGACGGAUGAGACGCCUGAUAUAGAGUUGAUCCUAACCAACGUGGCUCUGUACUGGUUCUCAGAAUGUUACCCGACAACUAUAUUUCAUCACCAGCUAGUCGUCGAUGACCCUGGACCCCUCACACAGGGCUGGAAGGGAGUCAAUGUGCCGCUGGGAUAUUCUUGGUUCAAGAAGGAGCUGGUAAAUCCGCCAAAGGCGUGGAUUGACCAUGCGGGUAAAGUAAGCUGGUAUCGCACACAUGACAAGGGAGGCCAUUUUGCUGCUCUAGAGCUUCCUGAUGUAUUCUGGAAGGACGUUGAAGAUUUUGUGAAUGAAUUCUGGAGAAAGCAUGAUCACUAA
This is a messenger RNA of Talaromyces amestolkiae, 1239 nucleotides long. RefSeq lists its product as uncharacterized. NCBI's taxonomy places the organism in Eukaryota, Fungi, Ascomycota, Eurotiomycetes, Eurotiales, Trichocomaceae. The transcript has 3 exons. The record is from RefSeq and is a predicted model, not a curated record. The coding region runs from base 1 to 1239 and encodes 412 amino acids. Gene Ontology annotation, molecular function: epoxide hydrolase activity. Gene Ontology annotation, biological process: epoxide metabolic process.